Molecule: messenger RNA, 2125 nt
Organism: Xyrauchen texanus (razorback sucker)
Lineage: Eukaryota; Metazoa; Chordata; Actinopteri; Cypriniformes; Catostomidae
Product: acidic leucine-rich nuclear phosphoprotein 32 family member E-like
Exons: 7
Coding region: 131-895 (254 amino acids)
Biological process (GO): regulation of apoptotic process
Cellular component (GO): nucleus
Molecular function (GO): histone binding; phosphatase inhibitor activity
Source: RefSeq, a predicted model, not a curated record
UGGGUGCGAAGUAUCAUGGAGGAUCAGAUCGAGAACGGCAGCCAUUGAAUUUACGUGAGCUGUUUGUCCACGCUGUGGAUAAUUUUGUUUCUUUAAACGGUCUAGCCUCCGUAUAACAACCACCGACUAAAUGGAGAUGAAGAAGAGAAUCAGUUUAGAGCUGAGGAACAAAACUCCAGCAGAGGUUGCAGAGCUGGUGGUGGAUAACUGCCGCUCAAGUGACGGUGAGAUUGAAGGCCUGACAGAUGAGUUUAAGGAGCUGGAGUUCCUCAGCAUGGUCAAUGUUGGUCUCACCUCACUGGCCAAGCUACCCUCACUUCCAAAACUGAGGAAGUUGGAGCUGAGUGAUAAUAAUAUCUCGGGGGCUCUCGAAACACUCUCAGAGAAAUGCCCCAACUUGACGUAUCUUAAUUUGAGUGGUAACAAGAUUAAAGAACUCAGCACACUGGAAGCCCUGCAAAACCUAAAGAACCUGAAGAGUUUGGACCUGUUUAACUGUGAGAUCACCACAUUGGAGGACUACAGGGAAAGCAUCUUUGAACUGCUGCCUCAGGUCACAUACCUGGAUGGCUUUGAUGCAGAGGACAAUGAAGCUCCAGACUCUGAUGCUGAUGAAGAUGAAGAUGAUGAUGAGGAGGAGGAUGAUGGUGAGGAAGGACCUGGGCAACUCGGGGACUAUGAAGAAGAGGAGGAGGAGGAGGAGGAUGAGGAAGGCUCAGAGAGUGGAGAAGUUGGGCUGUCCUAUCUAAUGAAAGAGGACAUCCAGGAUGAAGAAGAUGAUGAUGACUAUGUAGAAGAGGAAGGAGAGGAAGAAGAGGCUGGAGUUCGAGGAGAGAAGCGAAAGCGGGUCGCUGAAGAUGAGGGUGAAGAUGAUGAUGAUGAAGACGAUGACUAACCCUAUUUGUUUGACUUAGAAACAAUAUCCAAGCUGUAGAUCAUCCCUGAAAAAGACAGUGAUCUUGCAGAUUGUUUUUCUCUUUGUAAACCAUAGAUAAAUCACUGUAUAGCUAAUUGUUUUCUUUUAUAAAUAUAUUACACUUUAUAAAAGGGGUAUAUUGACAAUUCAUUUAUAGCCAUUCCAAGUUUAUUUCUCAACACAGCAGUCCAUUUCAUCAAGGGGUGUGCUUGGGGAGGUUUGCAGGGCAAGUUGAGAUUUUGUGAUUCCAAAUCAACACGUGAUUGGAGCUUUGAGACUGCAGCAUUUGUUAGUCCCAGUCCGUAAAACUCAGCCACUCAGUUUGUGCUCCAGCUCCCAGUGACUUUCCCCAAGACCUCUGUAAGGAGAGUCCUGCUCCUCAUCUACCUCUCUAGGUAUCAUUUUCAGCCCACCAUGGAGCAGCAAGCCAAUCAUCUCCAGCUAUCAACCCCCUUUGUUGCUGGAUAGACCAAUCACUGCCAAGGAUCUUGUCACUCUUUCAGUGGCAUGGUUUCCACUUGAUUCAGCUUUUUUUAUGGAUCAGGCUGGUUCAUGUUGGCAGACCAGAUGGUAUGUGAUCUCAUACAUUUUAAAAUGUAAUGUAAAUGAAUUGAGAAAAAAAUUAGGAGUUGAGCUAUUAAAUUUGUUUUAAUCUCAGUUUAUUAUUGCAGAGAUAAAUCAUGGAUUGUUUUUUAGCAAUUCGCCCUUUCUCAAGUUUAUGCAUAAAGUCAUAUAUUUUUGACAAGAUGUCAUCUAGAGCGAAGUAAAAAAUUCAGAUGUGUUUCAUUUUAAGAGAAAUUGCAUUGCUGGAAAUUUCUCAAUGUUCAGGUUUAACAGCUUUGUUGGAUUAAACCCUUUCUACCUUUGUCUUGCUGUGGGAACUGGUUAGUUUCUACUUUUUGUUGAGGUAUUUUACAGAGUAAUACCUUUUUAAUCAGAUGUUCGUAUGGCAAUAUGUAUAUAUUAUCUGUUUCAACAGGUUGCCGUUUUUUGUUUUCUUUUUAAUCUAUUUGGUCAAUUGUUUUAAUACAACUUACAUGCAGGUCACCUGUUUUAAUGUCCAGUACUUGGUUGUUGUGUGAGUGUUGCAUUUGGGGUUUUAAAUGCAACACUUGAAGUUUGUGUAAAGAGUGAAUGAAUUGUCCUUUUGAUGAUUAAAAUGACAUAACUCCUUGAUGUUAUGUUUAAAAGAUUAUCCUUUUGUGUGGA